This is a messenger RNA of Dermatophagoides farinae (American house dust mite), 1247 nucleotides long. Its product is annotated as alpha-2-macroglobulin receptor-associated protein. Gene Ontology annotation, cellular component: endoplasmic reticulum; endomembrane system. The record is from RefSeq and is a predicted model, not a curated record. Gene Ontology annotation, molecular function: heparin binding; low-density lipoprotein particle receptor binding; receptor antagonist activity. Gene Ontology annotation, biological process: regulation of receptor-mediated endocytosis. NCBI's taxonomy places the organism in Eukaryota, Metazoa, Arthropoda, Arachnida, Sarcoptiformes, Pyroglyphidae.
ACAAUUUUGGCUUGUUGAAGCUGCAACACAUGAUUAGAUUUUGUUGAUAACAUUCGAUCAAUUUAACAAAAAAAAAUGAAUUAUUUACAAGCAAAAUUCAUCAUAAUUUUAUCUUGUUCUAUGACCAUAAUGGCUAUGAAUAAUAAAUAUUCUAAAGAAGCUAAUAAUGAUGGUUAUAGAUCAGAUAAACCAUUUCGAAUGCAAAAAUUGAAUAUUCUUUGGAAUCAAGCUAAUCAAAAACUUGAAACGAUAGAAUUAUCAAAACUUAUGGAUGAUCUGAAACAUCAGGAUAUAUCGGAAAUAGAAUUGAAAAAAAUAAAAGCAGAAAAUCGAGAUCCAGAUGGAAAAAAGGAGGCCGAAGUUCGACGUCAAUUGCGAAUGAUUUUGAACAAAUAUGGUCUGGAAACCGAUUCCAUGUCGAUAAAUGACACUACUACAUCAUCUACUGUAGAAAAUAAACAAGUGUUUUCAGAUAAAAAACUCGAAGAUCUUUGGAAAAAAGUUCACAAAUUGGAUCUGAAUGAACAAGAAUUGACAAUUCUGAAAGAAGAAUUGAAAAGUUUUGAAAAUCAAUUACAUGAAUAUCAUCGACUAAUCGACCAGAAUCUUGGAAAACGAGAAAAUCAUUUAUACCAUGACGAUGUCCUCGAUAAUCAUAUUGAUCCAAUGAAUCCAAUUGCCAGGCAAUCUCAAAAUGAAGAAAUGAAUGAAAAAAUUCAGCAAAAACAUUUAGAACUCAAAGAGGAAUAUAAACGUAUUAGCAACAUGGUUUAUGAUAAAGAUAUCAAAUUCAAAGGAGAAUUUGAUGAAAUACAAGCUGCCAAAUUAUGGCAAUUGGCUCUUAAAUCCGAAUUCAAUACAAAUGAAUUAACUGAAUUGAAAGAAAAAUUGUUACAUUUUCAAAAUCGAAUCAAAAAAUUAAACUAUUUUUCCGGUCAACUACAAACGCGCAAUCUUAAAAAACAAAACAAAAAUGUCGAUGAAAGGGAUGAAAAUUCUUCCGAAAAAAAUCUAGACAAACAUAUCGAAAAUCGAGUGAAAGAAUUGGAUGGUCAUGUUAAAAAAUUGCAUCAACAACUGGAGGAAACAAUUCUGAAUAAACAUUCCGAAUUAUAAUCAUCAGAAAUCUAAAAUCAAAGUCAUUGAAUGUGUUGAUUAAUGUGUUAAUUAAUAUUUUUUUCUAUGUAUUUCUUAUUGGUAAAAUUUUUUUUUCAAAAAUAAAAUAUAUUCGAACCAUUUCGCAAUUA